GACGACACCAGCGAUUGCAUUCUCUGUACAACAUGGAACGGUUGCAGGAGCUGGAUCUAGCCCAGAUAUUCGUUGCUUAUGGCGUUGGCGUUGUCACACUCCUAGUUCUCUAUUACCUGGUGAAGAGUGACCCGGAGAAGGCCGUACCAUAUAAUGUCACGGCUCCAGAGCAAGUGAAAUCUGGAUGGAAAGGCGAAAUUCUUAAGGAGCCCUCCUUGAAGGUAUCCGGAUCGUCUCUGGUGCAAUGCUACUGUCCCGCGACCGGCGAAUCCCUCGGACGCGUGAACCCCUCGACAACCGACGGAAUCGAUCGCGCGAUUGCGAAGGCGAAGGAAGCACAAGUUCAAUGGGCGAAGACAACAUUUGCAGAGAGGCGUAAGGUCCUCAAGACCAUGCUGAAAUUCGUGUUGGAGAACCAGGAGACGAUCGCUCGCGUCGCCUGUCUGGACUCGGGCAAGACGAUGGUGGAUGCUAGUUUGGGAGAGAUACUUGUCACCGCUGAGAAGCUGAAGUGGACAAUUGAUCAUGGAGAGGAUUCGCUGAAGCCCGAAAGCAGGCCCACGAAUUUUCUCAUGAUGUACAAGAAGAAUGAAGUCAUCUGGCAACCCCUGGGUGUCGUUGCUGCACUCGUAAGCUGGAAUUAUCCCUUUCACAACCUUGUUUCGCCCAUCAUAGCGUCGAUCUUCGCCGGCAACGCCAUCAUCGUAAAGGGCUCCGAAGCCACUGCUUGGUCGAGUGCGUACUUCACCUCUAUCGUGACAUCCGCCCUGGUAGCUUGUGGCCAUUCGCCCGAUAUCGUCCAGUCCGUAGUCUGCUGGCCCAACGUCGCCGAACACCUCACAUCGCACCCUGACAUCGCACACAUAACCUUCAUCGGUUCCAGACCCGUAGCCCACCACGUAUGCGCCUCCGCCGCAAAGAGCCUCACGCCCGUCUGCGUCGAAUUGGGCGGCAAGGACCCGGCCAUCGUCUUCGACGACCUCAGCAACAGCGAGUUCCACCGCGUAGCCAGCAUCCUCAUGCGCGGAACCUUCCAAUCCGCCGGCCAGAACUGCAUCGGCAUCGAGCGCGUCAUCGCCCUCCCUAACAUCUACGACCGCCUCGUCGCGCAAAUCGAACCCCUCGUAUCCUCCCUCCGCCCGGGCUCCAUCCUCCACGCCUCCCCCUCAACCCCCAUCGACGUCGGUGCCUCCAUCUCCCCCGCUUCCUUCAACAACCUCGAAUCCCUCAUCCAGGACGCCGUGUCCCACGGCGCGCGCCUCCUCGCCGGCGGCAAACGCUAUACGCACCCUGAGUUCCCACAAGGCCACUACUUCACUCCGACACUCAUCGUCGACGUGACGCCGGACAUGAAGAUCGCGCAGACCGAGCUCUUUGCCCCCGUCUUCCUCAUGAUGCGCGCAACCUCCGUCACGCACGCCAUCGCUCUCGCCAACUCCACCCCCUUCGCGCUCGGCGCCUCCGUCUACGGCGCCCACAAGCCCUCCCUCGAGCGCGUCGUCCGCGAGGUCCAAGCAGGCAUGGUCGCCGUGAACGACUUCGCAGUCACCUACAUGGUGCAGCUGCCCUUCGGCGGCGUCAAGGGUAGCGGAUACGGCCGCUUCGCGGGCAAGGAGGGCCUCCGUGGCGUGUGCAACCAGAAGGCCGUCACGCGCGACAGGUGGCCUGGCGUCAAGACGAGCAUCCCGGGACCCAUGGACCUGCCGCUCGCAAGGAACGGCGAGGGAGCUGGGCAGAGGGCGUGGAAGAUGGCUAUGGGUGUUGUUUGGGUGGGCUAUGGCGAUUGGGUGGGGAAGGUUAGGGGCAUCAAGGGGUUGAUCGGGUUGUAGAUGUAAUCGUUCGCGCUGAGCUGGUCGGUGUUUCUAUCGACCAGCCUUCUUGCGUUGUAUAUUUAAAGAUUUCCUUUUAAUCAUUUCAAAUUUGACACAAUGGUAUCGAUUAGAUGCUGUUGCUGCCCUUGUUGCUGUAGCAUAUCGCGGGUGUGUAGAUGGAUGUGGGUACCCGGUGUUGGGGCUGCCCUAUGAGUCCCCUCGUCUAUAGAAAAGAUGUUGUAAUAAUGAUGACAGACU
Molecule: messenger RNA, 2069 nt
Organism: Aaosphaeria arxii CBS 175.79
Lineage: Eukaryota; Fungi; Ascomycota; Dothideomycetes; Pleosporales
Product: Aldedh-domain-containing protein
Exons: 5
Coding region: 33-1829 (598 amino acids)
Molecular function (GO): aldehyde dehydrogenase (NAD+) activity
Source: RefSeq, a predicted model, not a curated record